This is a messenger RNA of Drosophila willistoni, 839 nucleotides long. Its product is annotated as histone H3.3A. The record is from RefSeq and is a predicted model, not a curated record. Gene Ontology annotation, cellular component: nucleosome. The coding region runs from base 144 to 554 and encodes 136 amino acids. The transcript has 3 exons. Gene Ontology annotation, molecular function: DNA binding; protein heterodimerization activity; structural constituent of chromatin. Lineage: Eukaryota; Metazoa; Arthropoda; Insecta; Diptera; Drosophilidae.
CGUUUUCCAACUCUUAUUCAGAGCGAAGGUGUUGUGUUUUAAAGCACUGGACGUUUAUUGUGUUUUAUUCGGAGUGACAAGUUGUGUACUUUAACAAAUCGAUUUUGAAUUCCCUUUGAUCGUUGUAAAGAAUCUAUUGAAAGAUGGCACGUACCAAGCAGACAGCUCGUAAAUCAACUGGUGGCAAGGCACCACGUAAACAACUGGCCACCAAAGCAGCCCGUAAAUCGGCCCCAUCAACUGGUGGAGUUAAGAAGCCCCAUCGUUAUCGUCCCGGCACUGUGGCCUUGCGUGAAAUUCGUCGCUAUCAGAAAUCAACUGAGUUGCUGAUCCGCAAAUUGCCAUUCCAGCGUUUGGUUCGUGAAAUCGCACAAGAUUUCAAAACUGAUUUGCGUUUCCAAUCGGCUGCCAUUGGAGCACUUCAGGAAGCUUCCGAGGCCUAUUUGGUUGGCUUGUUCGAGGACACCAAUUUAUGCGCUAUUCAUGCUAAGCGUGUAACCAUUAUGCCCAAGGAUAUUCAACUGGCCCGUCGCAUUCGCGGUGAACGUGCUUAAAGUGACAGCUCAUUAACAACAAGAACAACAUUAAUUAUAUUAUGCAACAAUAACACUAAUAUUAUAAUUCAUUAUUUGGAAGAAUCCCUACCCCAAAACAGUAACAACACACGCAUCCACAACAACAACAACAGAAUCAGAACUAGAUAUAACAGAUCAUUAAUUACGUGUACCCAGCGUUAUUGUCAGUUGGAUUGUUUUCGUCCUCUUCUUUCAUUAUUUCACAGAAACAAACACAAAAAAUUCAAAUUUAAAUACAUUUUACGAAUGAAAGAUAUAACACAA